AUGCUGCCAUACAUUCAAAAGGUGCCAUCUGUUCGAUGCAUGACCCACUUUGCUUGCGCCUUCCAAAAGAAACAAGCGACCCUCAUUUACAUAAAGGUUCGCUUGGAGAAAGUCUAUGCUGAACUCUACAUGUUUCAAAUGUCAAGAAGUCGUUAA
This is a messenger RNA of Plenodomus lingam JN3, 156 nucleotides long. The record is from RefSeq and is a predicted model, not a curated record. NCBI's taxonomy places the organism in Eukaryota, Fungi, Ascomycota, Dothideomycetes, Pleosporales, Leptosphaeriaceae.